GGUAACUGAGUUUAACAAUGUUGUUUACUUAAUUGAUGGAAGUAAAGAGAGAAGUCAGUUGUAAUGAAAGUACUUCGAUUAGUACACCGUCCACUAGCAACAUCAAUCAAAGGCUUUCAGCUAAUAGUGGAUGUAGUGAAGUGAACUUGUGCUCUACAAAGUUCGUGAAUCGCAAAGAACAGAUGAACGACUUUAUGAUGUAUCUAAUGUCAAAUACAUCUCUGAGCAUAAAAGAUGCUGAUCGGGUUCUGUAUGGUCUAAGAUUUCUUAUCCCGGACAUACCGAAAAGCAUCAGAGGCGUUUUGAAGACAUGUCCAAGUGUUCAACCCAAGUUCAUCGGCAGUGGGGUUUACUACCAUCUAGGAUUGAAAACCAAUCUGCUAAGAUACGUUGAGCUUUGGUUGUGUACUAUUGAUUUUGACUCUUUAAACUUAUAUGUCAAUAUAGAUGGACUUUCUAUGUCUAGAAGCUCCAAUCAACAGUUAUGGCCUAUACUUGGACGGAUCAUUGCCCCUCGGCUUAGUGACGUGUUCAUGAUAGGGAUCUACGGAGGGAAUAGUAAGCCGGCAGAAUUCAACGAAUUUUCUGCGGACACAAUUUCUGAAAUAAAAGAAAUGACUGACGUGGGUCUUUUUAGUGUUAAGUUUAAUAAAUGUAUAGCUAUUAGGUUGGCGGCUGUUAUAUGUGACGCACCUGCUCGUUCUUCUGUUAGGUACACGGUGAAUCAUAACGGUAAGGCAGGUUGCGAUAGGUGUACUGUUCCUGGGAGACGACUGGAGGGUAAGAUGACUUUUCCAAAUGGGGUAUAUACUGUAAGAACAGACGACACCUUCCGUCGUCAGACUCAGCCAACUCACCAUCAAGGACAUUCUAUAAUGGAAACGCUUUCUAUUAAUAUGAUUGUAACUUUUCCUCUAGAUCCUAUGCACAUGGUGUACCUUGGUGUUACCAAAAAACUAGCUAAUUUAUGGAUAGAUUUAGCACACCGAAGACUGCGGAACUUUAACUCAUGUGCGAUUCGGGACAUAAAUAAUUUAAUAUCUCGUUGUGUGGCAAGUACUCCUUCUGACUUUCCCCGUAAAUGCCGCACACUAGACUUUGUAUCGGCAUGGAAAGCUUCUGAAUGUAGAUUGUUCCUUCUGUAUUUAGGCCCGGUGAUUCUUGAAAAACAUUGCCACAACCUUUUUAUCUUAAUUUUCGGCGUUUAGCGUUAUCCAUGUAUCUGCUUGCACAUCCACAAUUACAUAAAAGUGUUGUAGAAACCGCCAAAAUAGAUUUAGUAAACUUCCUGAAUGAAUACAAAUGGUGUUAUGGGUGUGAAAACUUAGUCUACAAUGUGCAUUCGUUACAGCACCUCCCUGACGACGUUCGUGCACAUGGACCUUUAGAUAGUUUUUCAGCCUUUCCAUUCGAGUCUUAUAUGAGAACAAUUAAGGAUUCCGUGCGUAGUGGGUUUGCAGUAGCUAAGCAAGCAGCACAGCGUUAUGCUGAGAGAAUGUCCUUCAGCGAUAGGCUUCAAAUUAGUGGUUUAACAAAUACUACCGCAAUAGGCCAUAAUGAUGUCUCCACUGAACAAGUAAUUAUGUUUAACAACAGUAAAAUAACUUCAUGCCAGCCUGAUAAUGUAGUAGUAGUGAACGGCCAGCCAGGUUUAGUCACUGAUAUGAAGGAGGAUGGACUACUAAAAUUUAGGACUUUCACUGAACCACGCAAUUACUUUGAAGAUCCUUUCCCAUCUAGUGAUAUUGGAAUCUUUAUGUGCUCCGUAGUUAGCCACGAAUACUCCUGGGUAUCGGUUCAGGACAUUGAUUGUAAAUGUAUAGCCAUAAAUUGUAUCAAUUAUAUAGUUGUAAUCCCAUUGUUGCAUACUUUAUUGUAAAUGCAUUUUGUUUCAUUAGUGUUUAAGUAAUGAUGAUAAAUCAUUUACUUACGUCUUAUGUUCUUUUCAGCCCACUAACAAGAAAUACGUUAUUGUUGACGUCCUACAGAAAAAACAACUUAUGAUAGCAUCAAAUAACUGGAUAGUUGGCAAUGACCUUUGCCUUCUUCCGAACGAGCUGGUCGAAAUACACCUGCAGAAGUGCGACCAACCGAAUGAAAAUUGGUCGCUUAUGAAAUGUAAAGUGAUUCACGAAUUAGGACUGUCAAGUCAGCAGUUCCCUUUGUCAUCUGAAGAGGAACUACAGAUGCUAGAUACUGGUUUGUCGCAGAAAGAAACCAGGGACAGAUUUAUGGCAAUGGUCACUAGGUUAUCAGGUGACGAUCCAAAAACGUCCAUGCGUUUUGUUCUGUCGCAUCUGCUGACACCGGAGGUUGCCAGUAAAUUCGCGUUACUUGGCACCUCUUCAAAACGAGCACUACAGAAAUGCACGUUUUACAGCUGCAUACGAAGUGCCUUAACUCAUCGCUUUUUGUCAUCCUCUGUAAACGAGAAAGACCUUGGUAAGCUGUACGACAUAGCGACACAAGGUUACUUUCACGACAUCCGAGACAAGAUGAUUAAACGAAAUAGAAGAAAAGAAAAUCCGGUAUGUACUAAUUUAAAGUGAUAACUUCCCUACGGCUCUAUAGUUACAGUCAACAAUACUAACGAACAUAACCGUAAGUUCAGCUUCAAGUAUUUAGCUGUGCAAAAGCAUGUCAUUGAGAUAUGGUUGUGACUUUUUUUGUUCGUUUUUUUAUUUCAGAAUUCACAGGAGGACUACCUCAAUUCUGAAUAGUCCGUGCAAUUUUUUUGUUGUUCUACCUCGAUUUCAAUAAACAUUAUUCUUUCAAACAGCUUACUCUUUUACUUACAUGGGAAACUGUUGAAGUGUUGAGAAUGUGUGUCUGAGUUUCAGUGAACUUUUGAUUAAAUGCACAUUCCUUAUGAAUAAAAUAUAACCUUUUCCUUGUUUUUCAGAUAAUUACAAAUAACAAUGAAUUAGCAAUUGCAUUGGAUAUGCAUAACAAUCGAUGCUUAAGCUUGUGCUUUACUCAAACAGAUAUAACCGAAGAAAGCACUUGCAAAAGUUUUCGAUAACGUCGAUAGAUUUUUGUAAAUUGGACAACCUUAGAACACUAAUACUACUAAAAUUUUCUGGACAGACGUGAUAGAAUAGUAAGUGUAAAAAAAACGAG
Messenger RNA from Schistosoma haematobium, 3120 nucleotides. RefSeq lists its product as uncharacterized. The record is from RefSeq and is a predicted model, not a curated record. NCBI's taxonomy places the organism in Eukaryota, Metazoa, Platyhelminthes, Trematoda, Strigeidida, Schistosomatidae. The transcript is spliced from 5 exons. The coding region runs from base 36 to 1208 and encodes 390 amino acids.